AUGAGCCACUUAACUGUUCCCGACCUCGACAAAGUUGGCAUAAAAGCCGAGCCGCAGCUGGCAGACCAAUUCCGCAGAGAAGUCGCACAUCUACUGGGUCGCUCCUCACUAGGAUUUCCAGGAGCGCAGCCCGUCAGUUUUGCCGCACGACAUAUCGCCGAACUACAAAAGAAAGAUUACUAUGUCUGCGAGAAGACGGAUGGGAUUCGCUGUCUUUUAUACUUUGCCCGCGGCGACCCAGAGUCUGAUACGCCUGAAAUCCACUAUCUCAUCGACCGCAAGAAUGACUACAGAUACGUCCCCGGCCUGCAUUUCCCCCUCCCGGACGAUGACACCUUCCAGAGUUUCCAUGUCGAUACGAUUAUUGACGGGGAACUGGUUAGUGAUACAUAUGAAGACGGCUCGUCGCAACUGAAAUUUUACGUCUUUGACUGCCUCGUCCUGGACGGGACGAGUCUUAUGCACCGCACACUCGAUAAACGGCUGGCCUACUUCAAGGAGAAAGUCCUCAAACCAUAUAAUGCCAUGUACAAGAAAUACCCGUCGGAAAAGCAACACCGCGCUUUUGCUGUGGAGGACAAGUCUACACAAUUUAGCUAUGGGCUUGAAAUGAUGUUCCGUGAGAUAAUACCUAAAGUGAAGAAAAUCCACGGUAACGACGGUCUCAUCUUCACCUGUCGCAGCACGCCGUACAGAAUCGGCACAGACGAACAUAUCCUUAAAUGGAAACCUCCGCAAGAGAACACAGUCGAUUUCCGCAUGCGCCUACAAUUCCCUCUCGUAGAGCCGGACGAAUCCGACGACGGAAAUCCGGGAGAACCAUACCCGGACUACGACGCUAUUCCCACCUUUUACCUUUUCGUCGCCCUUAAGACAAACGAAUACCUACCCUAUGGCACCAUGCACGUCACCGAGGAGGAAUGGGAGGCGCUCAAGGCCAUGCAGAAACCGCUCGAUGACAGUAUCAUUGAGUGCUACAAGGACGACGAACAUCGUUGGCGCUUCAUGCGGCUGCGCGAGGAUAAAAUGGAUGCCAAUCACAUUUCGACUGUUGAGAGUGUCAUUGAGAGUAUUGAGGACCGUGUUGGUGAGGAGGAUUUGAUUCGUGCUGCGCCGGCUAUCAAGGCUGCGUGGAAGCGAAGGCAGGCUGAGGGGGAUAUGGCGAGGCAAAAGGCUGCGGAGGAGGAGAGGAGGAGAGGAGGAAGAGGAGUAUAG
This is a messenger RNA of Paracoccidioides lutzii Pb01, 1215 nucleotides long. Its product is annotated as mRNA-capping enzyme subunit alpha. The transcript has a single exon. Gene Ontology annotation, cellular component: mRNA capping enzyme complex. Gene Ontology annotation, biological process: 7-methylguanosine mRNA capping. Gene Ontology annotation, molecular function: mRNA guanylyltransferase activity; ATP binding. The record is from RefSeq and is a predicted model, not a curated record. The coding region runs from base 1 to 1215 and encodes 404 amino acids.